GUGACUGCAGCUGCACAGUGUCCAGCGGUGGCACUGGGGCACACACCUGAGGGGGUUCCUGGUUCUAGAUAAUCUGGGUAUUGCCCUUCACCUGGUCUUGGGUUUCAUUUUCUUGAACGGGACAUCAAAUUUUCUUGUGCAGCGAAGGUUUGUCCUGACUGCAGUGAGUGGCUUGUGUGUUAGGUUUCAUUUCAUCUACAACUCCAACCUUCAGAAUCAACCAUCAUGUCCAGGGUGGCCAGGUUUCGGCGGCAAGUGAGUGAAGACCCUGACAUAGACAACCUGUUGUCCACCUUGUCCCCGGAGGAGAUGGAGCAGCUGCAGAAGGAGCUAGAUGCCGGGGACCCAGAUGCUGGUUUGUCUGCGGGACUACGCAGGGACCAGACUGAGAGGGCUUCAAGCCAAAGGGAGGCAGAGAGGGAGAGCAAGAGACUGGCGCAGGCCCAGGCGGCACCUGAGAGUGGAAAAUCUUCACAAAAGGUAAAGGAAGAGGCACAAAAAGAAGUCAGUGCAAAGGAGACAAAAGAAAAAACAAAAGACCCUCCACAUAAAAAACUGGAAGAAACUAAAGACACCAAAACAAAGGCAACUAGAGAAACAGAGAAACCAAAGGAGGAAAGAGUCAGCAAAAUGAGAGAGAGAGUCAGGCAAGAGAAAAACAGUAGUGUGGUAGAUAAAGACAAAUUAAAAAGAACUUCGUCUAAAAAGCUAGAUGAAGAGAAAGAUCCAAAACCAUUAGAGAAGGAUAAAACAGAAAAAGUGGCUACUGAAAACAAAGUAGAGAAGAAGAUCGCAGACAAUAUUGAAAAGAAGGAAGUUGCAGAGGUACAAUCUGAGAAAAAACUGGACAAAAAUAAAAAUUCUGAAAAGACCCCAGAGAAAAAAGAGAAACCAGGGAGUGUCCAAGCCAAUAAAAACAACACACAAGAAAAACAAGCAACUGAUCAAGAAAAGAAUUUGAAGAACACAGAGGCACAACGAGCUGAAAAUGGAUCUAAGAAUGGAGCAGAAGAGAAUAAAGACGAUGACUCAUCAAGUAUUUUUGAUGAACUCCUAGAAAAAGUGAAAAAUAAUGAAGCUGAGCUAACAGAGCUGAAUCUGAACAAUUCCGACUGUAUUACCAUUGAGACACUAAUGAGUUUUACAGAGGCUUUAGAGUUCAACACUGUGGUUAAGAUCUUUUCUCUGGCAAACACACGAGCUGAUGACCAUAUCGCAUUGGCUAUUGCUGCCAUGUUGAAGUCUAACAAGACCAUUACUAGUAUCAAUCUGGAUUCCAACCACAUCACAGGAAAGGGCAUAUUAUCCAUAUUCAGAGCUCUGCAGCAUAAUGACACACUUGCUGAACUUCGUUUCCAUAAUCAGCGCCACAUUUGUGGUGGGAAAACUGAGAUGGAAAUAGCAAAGAUGUUAAAAGAAAACACUACUCUCUUAAAACUUGGAUACCAUUUUGAGCUAGCAGGGCCACGCAUGACUGUUACUAACUUGCUGAGUCGCAACAUGGACAAACAAAGGCAACGGAGAAUGGCAGAGCAGAAAGCAUUAAAAGAAGCAGAGAGCAAGAAGAACUGUUUAGAAGUUCCCAAAGUAAUUCCUCCUCCAGAAGAGUCCACCAAAUCAUUGAGAAAGCCAGCUGCCAACAAUCGCCAAAAGGGCACUUUAAAAAAAGGAGGAGCACCUGUUCCUCCCCCACCACCUCCACCAAUGGCUCCUCUGGCACCACCACUUAUUAAUGAUAACAUUAGAAACUCUCUUUCCCCUGCUUCUCAGAGAAGAAUUGUAGAAAAGACUGGGCCUGCAGAGAAGAACUCAAGAGAUAAACUUCUUGAAUCAAUUAGGUCUAGUAAUGUCAAACAGCUUAAAAAGGUGGAAGUGCCCAAGUGGCUGAAGUAAACAGGAUUACCAAAGGGAAAAGUUCUUCUGUUGCCUUGUGCUUCUGAAUCCAUAUCUGUUAUUGCAGCAAUAACUCAAGAUGCCUUUGGGUCCAACAGCCUCUCUUAGCCAUCAUUGCUAGUGAAAGCAUUUUUGUAUUAUAUCAAUGUGACUAGCUGUUUACAUAUCCAUUAUAUCAACAUUUGCAGCCAACAGUCCUCUGACCCAGCGGGGACUGGAUGAUAUCAUUUCUGCUAAUCUUACUGGGAUCAAUAAGGGAUCAGUGAGGAAUGGGAAUUUCUCAAGCACUUUUUCAAGGCAGGAUACUAUGUAUUGAAUGCAUGUAAUAUGUUGCAUAUUGCUGAAGCCCAUUUUGAAGGUCUCUUUUUGCUACUGUCCAUUCGAUCCCUUAUUUCACGACCCCCGUAGUUUGUCAGCAAAAUAUAUGGACUUUGCCAUUAUUUUGUAUAUGUAACAGCCACAAUAAAUGGAAAAUCACAAUUAUAUGUUGGAAAAGAAAACAUUUCUUCUCUGUCACUUAGUACAUGAAGCACUUUCCUCUGUUACCCUCCACUGUGAACUGGUUAACAGAUACAUGGCGCAAAGGCUGUGUGAAAACAUAGAUGGGUACUGAGUAUCACUGUUAUUUAAAAUGCUUUAUUUGCACAGACAUAUUUUUGGACUAACUGUAAAUUUAUUGUGGAAAAGAUUGUUUCAAGAGCUUAAUAAACUUCAGAAACACA
Molecule: messenger RNA, 2615 nt
Organism: Bufo bufo (common toad)
Lineage: Eukaryota; Metazoa; Chordata; Amphibia; Anura; Bufonidae
Gene: LMOD1
Product: leiomodin 1
Exons: 3
Coding region: 226-1893 (555 amino acids)
Biological process (GO): myofibril assembly; pointed-end actin filament capping; muscle contraction
Cellular component (GO): myofibril; striated muscle thin filament
Molecular function (GO): tropomyosin binding; actin binding
Source: RefSeq, a predicted model, not a curated record